UCGCGUAGCUCUGUCCCCCGUUACCGUCUCCACGUCCAAGUUGAAGUCCAAGUUGAAGUCGAAGUCUCUGUCAUGGUGCUUGUCCGUCUCCACUGGCCUCUGUCCCUGUCUCUGGUGGUGUGUGGGUUGCUUCUGCUGGCCACCACCAUUGACGUCACUUGCGGCAAGCGGCUGGAGCAGCCAUUGAAUCGAGGGGAUCGUAAAAUCCAAAGGUAUGACAAUCGCAUUGUGGGUGGCCAGGAGGCACCGGAUGGAGUGGCACCCUAUCAGGUGUCCAUCCAAACCACCUGGGGAACGCACAUCUGCAGCGGUGUCAUCCUCGAUGAAGAAUGGAUACUCACCGCCGGACACUGUGCCUUGGAUUAUGGCCUCGCCGAUCUUCGGAUUAUAGUUGGAACCAACGAUCGUCUGAGUCCUGGCCAGACUCUGUUCCCCGACGAGGCUUUGGUCCACUGUCUGUAUGAUGUUCCUUAUUUGUACAACAAUGACAUUGGUUUGAUUCAUCUGAAUGAAUCCAUUAUCUUCAAUGAUCGCGUGAAGAUCGUAGAGCUGAGCUCGGCGCAGCCUCCGGUUGGUGCUACGGCCACUUUGACGGGUUGGGGUGCUCCGGAGAGCAGCCUGCCUACGGUGCAGUUCCUGCAGACCCUUAACCUGACCAUCAUCGAUCAGGAGGAAUGUCGGAAGGCUUGGGAUUAUCACACCGGCAUCGACAUUGGCCAUAUCUGCACCUUCACAAAGGCAGGAGAAGGCUCCUGCUCUGGCGACUCGGGAGGACCUCUUAUGUGGCAGGGAAGGCUGGUGGGUCUGGUCAACUGGGGACGACCCUGCGGCGUGGGCAUGCCAGACAUGUUCGCCAACACUGUGUACUAUCAGGAUUGGAUCCGCAGGACUCGAUCGGGCUGCAAGAACAGGGUCACGUAAAGGAGAUCGUAAAGAAUAUUGCUGACCGGCGCAUGAAUUUGCAAAAUAUAUAAUUAUUUUUACUUGA
Drosophila serrata is the source of this 988-nucleotide messenger RNA. RefSeq names its product chymotrypsin-2. Lineage: Eukaryota; Metazoa; Arthropoda; Insecta; Diptera; Drosophilidae. The record is from RefSeq and is a predicted model, not a curated record. Gene Ontology annotation, biological process: proteolysis. Gene Ontology annotation, molecular function: serine-type endopeptidase activity.